UUGGUGGCAGGUGGCCCUGCCCCGGGCCCCUAGCUGUGAGGUGGCCCUGGGCCACAGGGACCCCCACUGUCACUCCCCUCACUGCCCGCAGGAAGAUGCCCCCGGAGCUGCCUGCUGCCCCGCCAGGAGCCAGAGGGCAUCCCCUGGGCCAGCGGCCAGGAGGGCACAGGCUCCCACGAUGAGCGGCCGGCUCCUGCUCCUCGCCGUGCUCCCCGCGCUCCUGAGCCCCCCGGCUGCCACGGCGCAGAAGAGGAGCCAAGCGGUCUGCGAGGACGUGCUGGAGGCUGACAUCGUCUUCCUGGUGGACGGCUCAUCCAGCAUCGGCAGGAACAACUUCCGCGCCAUCCGCACCUUCAUGGACGACCUGGUGGGGCCCUUCGUGCAGGUGGUGGGCGAGAAGGCGGUGCGCUUUGCUGCGGCACAGUACAGCGAUGAGCCGCGGGUGGAGUUCUCCUUCUCCCAGCACACUGAUGGGAUGAGCGUCCGGAGGGCAAUCCAGCAGCUGAGCUACAAGGGUGGCAACACACGGACCGGUGCCGGCUUCCGCUACGUUGCUGACAACUUCUUCAGCCCCACGCAGCUCCGGCCUGGGGUCCCCCAGAUCUGCAUCCUCAUCACGGAUGGCAAGUCCCAGGAUGAUGCCGAGGGGCCAGCAGCGAAGCUGAAGAACCAGGGCAUUAAGAUCUUUGCCGUGGGGAUCAAGAAUGCUGACCAUAAGGAGCUGAUCCGCGUGGCCUCAAUGCCCACCGAUGCCUUCUUCUUCUAUGUCGGUGACUUCAAGCUGCUGGGGACGCUGGUGCCGCUGAUGACGCGCCGGGUGUGCACGAGUGUCGGGGGCACCCUGCGCCGGCUGGAUGGGCUGAGCCACGCCGGCCCCUCUAACCUGGAGAUCCUGGAGCGGGGCCUUGACCAGCUGCGGAUCCGCUGGACGGCAGCCAGCGGCCCCGUCACCGGCUACCGGGUGCAGCGUGUGCCGCUGACGGGGCUGGGGCAGCCGAUCGUGGCGGAGAGGCAGGAGGUGAGCCUGGGGCCGAGGGAGACGAGCGCUGUGCUGCGGGGGCUGCGCGUGGGGACGGAGUACCUGGUCACUGUCACCGCCCAGUACGCCAACAGUAUCGGCGAGUCGGUGUCCGGCCGAGCACGCACCCAGAGCCGUGCCAGCGCCGUGACGGACUUCCGCGUGGUGGAGACUGGACCGACCUUCCUACGGCUUGCCUGGCAGCCUGGACCCGAGCCCCCUCAGGGCUACAGCCUCAGCUAUGCCGUGCAAGGAGCAGCACAGGGGGAGGAGAAGAGCCUGGGGGCCAGCGCGCAGUCGGCCACGCUGAGCAACCUGCGCCCCGACACCGAGUACGUGGUGACGCUCCGUCCCCGCUACGCGCAGCAGCCUGCUGUCCCCGCCACCCUCACCGCCCGCACACGACGCCCGGUGGGUGUGCAGCAUUUGGCCGUCCACAACGUCUCGGCGCAGAGCGUGCUGCUGGCCUGGCAGCCCGUCGGUGGUGCCACUGGCUACCGGCUCUCCUGGGCGACCCUCACAGGGCAGGACAGGCACAGGGUGGACCUGGAUGCCGGGCGGACAUCACAUGCGCUGGGGGGGCUGCAGCCCAACACUGACUACGUGGUGACAGUGGCCCCGCUCUUCGGGCAGCUGGAGGGGCCCACGGCCACUGUGCGACAGAGGACAGAGGCGGGCACGGAGCAGACGCUGCGGACCAACAUCCUGGGCCCCACUUCCAUCCAAGUGCUCUGGACUGGCGCUCGUGAUGCCCGUGGCUACCGCCUGGAGUGGAAGAGAGCCACAGGACCAGAGCCCCCCAGAACGGUGUCGCUCCCCAGCAGUGCCAACACCUACCAGCUGACGGGGCUGCAGCCGGGCACCGAGUACCGCAUCACCCUCUACACGCUCUACGAUGGUGGGGAGGUGGCCACCCCCGUCACCACCUUCCAGACAGGCGUGGAGGCACCCGUGGGUGCCGUGUCGGACCUGCGGCUCGUUGAGGAGUCGGGCCGGCGAGUGCGGCUGGGCUGGACUGGCGUCCCUGGUGCCACCGAGUACAAAGUGGUGGUGCGCAACAACCAGGAUGGCACAGAGAGGACGAGGCGCGUCCCGGGCAGUCAGACGGGGCUGGAGCUGGGUGACCUCCGGGAGGGCAUCGCUUACCUGGUGCGUGUCUCAGCGCUGGUGGGCGGCCGGGAGGGCAGUGCCGCCACCCUCGCCAUCCACCUCAAGUACCCAGCGGUGGGCAGCAUCUCGGAGCUGCGGGUGACAGAGGCCGGUCCCAGCCAGCUGCGGGUCACCUGGAGAGGGCUGCCAGGCGCCGGGGGCUACCUGCUGACCUGGCGAAGCAGCGACGGUGUGGAGCAAUCCCGCUUCCUCCCCGCCGACCCCACCGCCUUCACCAUCGAGGGGCUGCGCCCUGGCAUCGUCUACACCGUCAGUGUCUCGGCCAUUGUGGAUGGACGCGAGGGCAGCCCUGUCACCGCCACAGGGCGGACAGCACCCGAGCAGGUGGGGACAGUGUCCCGGCUGGAGGUGCAGGCGUCCAGGAGCAACGUCGCCCGUGUCACCUGGGUCGGUGUGCCGGGAGCCACCGCCUACCGCGUGGUGUGGAGCCGCAGGGACGGGGGCUCGGAGAACAGCCGGCGGGUUCCCGGCCACACCAGCUCCUUCGACAUCCCCGACCUGGAGGGAGGCGUCUCCUACACCGUGAAGGUGACAGCGCUCAUCGGCAACCGGGAGGGCAACCCCGUCUCCAUCAUCGUCACCACCCCGGAGGCAGCCCCGCUGCCCCCCGUCAGCAGCUUCCAGGUGACAGAGGCCUCGGAGCAUCGCCUGCGCCUGGCCUGGGUGCCAGCGGCCGGCAGCGCCGGGUACCGCCUGGUCUGGCGCCUGGCUGAGGGGGGUCCCCAGCGCAGCCAGCAGCUCCCGGCCACCGCCAGCUCCUACGACCUGGGGGGGCUGGAGCCCGGCCGGCGCUACCACAUCAGCAUCACCAGCCUGGCUGGUGGCCGGGAGAGUGAGCCAGCCACCAUCACUGCCAUCACCGCUGCCCCGGCCCGUGUCACCAGCCUGCGGGUGACAGAGGUGCAGAGAGACUCGGUGACACUCACCUGGACCCCUGUCCCUGGCGCCUCCGGCUACGUCCUCUCUUGGAGCCCCGCUGCAGCCGGUGGGGAGACAAGGCGGAUGCUGCCCGGCGCUGCCAGCUCCCAGCAAGUCUCCGGGCUGCGCCUGGGCCAGCGCUACACCUUCACCCUCCGCCCGCUCCUGGGGAGCGCGCCAGGUGCCGAGACCUCCAUCAGCGAGCGCACAGUCUGCAGGGACGCCCGCGGUGACAUCGUCUUCCUGGUGCAUGGCACCCGCGACAGCUCCUCCGGUGCUGAUGCCGUCCGCACCCUCCUCUCCAACACCGUGUCCGCCCUGGGGCGCCUGGGCCCUGAGGGCACCCAGGUGGCUCUGGCCACGUACAGCUACCGCAGCCUGCCCUGGCUGCUCCUCAACCGCUCCAGCGACCUGCCCGUCGUGCUGGAGCAGAUCCGCACCAUGCGCUACGAGGAGCCCAGCGGCAACGCCAUCGGGGCAGCCAUCACCUUUGCCAGGACCUACUUGCUGAGCCCUGGUGCGGGGCGCCGGCCCGGCGUGCCGGCGGUGCUGGUGGUCCUGGCCGACGGUCCCUCUGGGGAUGAUGCCAUCGCUGCAGCCAGUGACAUCAAGGCUGGGGGGGUCCAGGUGCUGGCUGUGGGCUUGGAGGGGGCGGACCAGGAGCAGCUCCGGCGCGUGGUCACCGGUGAAGACCCUCGGUACAUCUAUCGUGAUGGUGGUGCCCUGGCAGAGCUGGAGGGAGAGCUGACCGACGACCUCUGCACCAUCAUCUCCACCAGGCCGGAGCCGGAGCCGAAGCCGAAGCCCUGCACUGUGCAGUGCCCCAAGGGCGAGAAGGGAGACCGCGGCGAGGCAGGACCGCAAGGACGCAUGGGGCCACCGGGCCCCCCUGGCGAGCCGGGCCGCCAUGGGCUGCCUGGCCCUCCGGGACCCCCAGGGCCACAGGGUCUGCCAGCAGAGAGCGUCGAGCGGCCAGGCAAGAAGGGGGACAGGGGCUUCCCCGGAGCCGAUGGGACACCAGGAAGCCCUGGCCGCCCCGGGAACCCCGGAUUACCUGGCCAGCCAGGCACCCAGGGCAUCCCUGGCCCCCGAGGAGAUCCCGGGAUGCGGGGGCCGAUGGGGCUUUCUGGCCCGAAGGGGGAGAAAGGCGAGCCGGGAGAGCCCAGGGUGAUCGUGGAUGGACAGGGGCUGCCAGGCAGGAAAGGGGAGCCGGGCACGCCGGGCAGUACCGGCCCCCCUGGGAGCCCUGGCCCACAGGGGCCCUUUGGUGACCCAGGCCCCCCCGGACCUGUGGGGCCACCAGGACCUCCAGGAGAGUUUGUGAAGGGGGAGAAGGGUGACCGAGGGGAAAGGGGCCCCCCUGGACUCGUGGAUGGGGCAGUGCCUCGAGGGGAGCCCGGCCCCCCGGGGCUGCCUGGGGACCCCGGGCCCCGGGGACCUGCUGGGCCCCCUGGCCUGAAGGGAGAGAAGGGCGAUGGCAAAGAAGGUUUCCCAGGGCCACCCGGCCGCCCCGGGGACCCAGGAGACCGGGGCCCUCGGGGACCGCCGGGGGAGCAAGGCAGGAAGGGAGACCGUGGGGUGCCAGGAGAGCUGGGAGACACAGGCGAGAAGGGGGACCGUGGCGUGCCGGGCCCCGAGGGCGAGAAGGGCGAGGCAGGGGCCCCAGGGCGCCCGGGGCCAUCGGGCAGAGAGGGAGCUCCGGGACCAGCCGGACCCCCGGGGGAGAAGGGCGAUCCGGGACCACCCGGCAAGCCGGCUCCCAGCGUGGCCGGUGUUGGAGAGAAGGGUGACAGAGGCUUCCCAGGGCCAGAAGGACCUCCUGGCCCCAAGGGUGACACGGGAGACAAAGGGGCCCGUGGUGCCCCUGGCCUGAGCAUCCCGGGGCCAGCCGGUCCCAAAGGCGAGCAGGGCGACCGGGGCAUCGUCGGCCUCACAGGCAGGAGCGGCCCAAAGGGUGACCCGGGGGAGCCGGGGGAGAAGGGGGAGCCAGGCCGAGCGGGCACCCCCGGGCAGACCGGGCUGCGUGGCAAGGAGGGAGAGCGUGGAGAGAAGGGUGAUGAAGGCACCCCGGGUGAAGCAGGUCUGCCUGGCAAACCCGGAGACAGGGGUCCCCGGGGCCUCCCUGGCUACCGCGGCCCCCCCGGGGAGAAGGGUGACUCGGGGGACCCAGGUCCUGAAGGCAGGAAUGGCAGCCCCGGAGCACCAGGGAGCAAAGGUGACCGUGGGGAGCCGGGGCCUCCCGGACCCCCAGGACGAACUGUCGAUGUGGGGCUCGGAGGAGUUGGGGAGAAGGGCGAGAAGGGGGACCCUGGGGACCCUGGUGAGGACGGCGCGAAGGGCGCUCGGGGUGAUGUCGGCUCCCCCGGCCUGCCCGGAGAGAGGGGUGUGGAGGGCCCCCGCGGCCCCCCUGGUGCACGGGGUGACCCCGGGGACCGAGGCCUGCCGGGAGAGAAGGGGGACCGUGGCCCACCGGGGCUGGAUGGCCGCAAUGGGCUGGAAGGCAAGCCCGGACCCCCGGGCCCCACGGGGCUGCGGGGGGACCCAGGGAAGCAGGGGGACCCCGGCCGGGAUGGGCUGCCCGGGCUGCGUGGGGAGCAGGGACCGCCUGGCACUGUGGGACCCCUGGGACCACCCGGUGUCCCUGGCAAACCCGGUGACGAUGGCAAACCUGGCCUCAACGGCAAAAACGGAGAAGAUGGGACGCCAGGAGAGGAUGGGAGAAAGGGAGACAAAGGUGACGCGGGACCCCCUGGCAGAGAUGGCCGCAGUGGUGCCAAGGGCGAGCCGGGAGACAGAGGUGUGCCAGGACCCCUCGGGCCCCCCGGCCUCCCCGGUGUCCCGGGGCAGGUUGGCCCCCCAGGCCAGGGCUCACCAGGCCUCCGUGGGGUGGCUGGACCAAAGGGGGAUCCAGGGGAGCCUGGACUGCAAGGGGAGCCAGGGCGACCUGGCAACCCUGGAGCGCGCGGAGACCCCGGGACUGCAGUGAACAUUGAACGUAGCCUGGAAGCCCUUGGCAUCAAGGUUUCAUCCCUGAAGGAGCUCACGGGUGCCUACGACGGGAGCUCGGACUCGUUCCUGCCGGUGUCUGAGCGGCUGCGGGGACAGAAGGGCAGCCGGGGGGAGCCGGGAGAAAGGGGGCCUCCGGGCAGAGAGGGCUCCUUGGGCUUCCCUGGUGAGCGAGGACCCAAAGGUGACAAGGGGGACCCGGGUGCCCCUGGCCCCCAGGGCCCCACGGGCCGUGCCGUGGGCGAGCGGGGUCCCGAGGGGCCGCCCGGGCAGCCGGGAGAGCCUGGCAAGCCGGGCAUCCCCGGGGUGCCAGGCCGGGCCGGGGAGCUGGGGGAGGCCGGGCGGCCUGGCGAGAAGGGCGACCGGGGCGAGAAGGGUGACCGGGGCGAGCAGGGCAGGGAUGGCUUGCCUGGCCCCCAAGGACCCCCAGGGCCCAAGGCAGACGUGGUGGAGGGCAGCCUGAUGGGCCUCCCAGGCGAGCGCGGCCCCAUUGGACCCAAGGGAGCGAAGGGCGAGCCAGGAGCCGAGGGCGAGCGGGGACCCAAAGGAGAUAAGGGUGAGGGUGGCCCCCGGGGCGAGCGAGGGGAGCCCGGCGAGAAGGGCAGGGACGGCGCCCCGGGCCUGCCGGGUGAGAGAGGGCUGGCCGGCCCCGAGGGGAAGCCGGGCUUGCCAGGCUUCCCCGGCGUGCUGGGACGCCCGGGCAGCCAGGGAGACCCAGGACCCCCCGGACCUCCGGGCAGCGCUGGCCCGCCAGGGACCCAGGGCCCAGCUGGGACCAAGGGUGAUCCAGGGGAACCUGGCUCCGGCAUCCGGGGCUUGCCUGGUCCCCAGGGAAACGUGGGGCUGCCUGGCCCCCCAGGCCCCCCCGGUCCGGGGGGCCCACCGGGUGUCCCCGGGCUGCCAGGACAAGUGGGGGAGAGUGGGAAGCCAGGUGUGCCGGGCAGGGACGGCGUGCCGGGGAAGGACGGCGAGGCGGGGAUGCCUGGGAAGAUGGGUGUGCCGGGACCUUCAGGCCCCGCCGGUCCCAAGGGAGAGCCAGGGGAUGCCGGAGCCCCAGGGCAGGCCAUCGCUGGCCCUCCCGGCGCCAAAGGCGAGAAGGGUGAGCCGGCGCUGCUGGAGGGCGUGCUGCUGGGAGAGCCCGGCUCCAAGGGUGACCGAGGUUUGCCGGGCCCCAAGGGAGAGAAGGGGGAGCCGGGACGAUUUGGGGAGCCGGGAGAUCCUGGAGAAGACGGAGCCAAGGGGUCCUCAGGAGCCAAAGGGGAGAAGGGAGCACCAGGUGUCGGUGUGCGGGGACCACCAGGACAGGAUGGGCCUCCGGGCUUGAAGGGUGACAUCGGCUUGCCAGGACCACCGGGACCCCCAGGCUUAGCAGGCAUUGCUGGAACACCAGGACAGCCCGGCCUGAGAGGGGACAAUGGGCAGCCUGGCCCCCCAGGUCCACCGGGAGAGAGGGGUUUGAUUGGCUUUCCUGGGAGAGAUGGCACCUCUGGACCACCAGGACCUGUGGGGCCCCCAGGGCCGGCCGGCAUACAAGGAGCCUCUGGUCUGAAGGGUGACAAGGGCGCUCCAGGGGCCGGGACGCCGGGAGCCAGAGGUGAGCGUGGAGACCCGGGGCCGCGGGGUGAAGAUGGGCGCCCGGGGCCAGAAGGGGAUCGUGGUCCGGCGGUAAGUACCCCCCUUCCCUGGCUGCACCCCCAGCCAGGACCCUCCCUGACCACCCCUCUCCUCUCUCCCACAGGGCUUGCCUGGGACCGGGGGGAGCGUGGGGACAAGGGAGACGCUGGGGCCCCGGGUCCCAAAGGAGACAAGGGCGAUACUGUGGUGCUGGAGGGGCCCACCGGAGCGCGGGGCAUCAAGGGCGAGCCAGGAGAGCGUGGCCUGAAGGGCAUGGAAGGGGACAAAGGGGACAAGGGGGAGCAGGGCAUGCCUGGAGAGAAGGGGGCAAGGGGUGAACAAGGUGAGAAGGGCUCCACGGGCUUCCCCGGGGCACGUGGCCCUGGUGGGCAGAAGGGAGAGGUUGGAGCAUCGGGAGAGCCUGGCGAGCCGGGUCAGCCUGGCCGUGAUGGGAUUCCUGGAGUCCGGGGAGAGAAGGGGGACAUGGGACCCCUAGGCAUGCGUGGCCCCAAGGGUGACCGGGGCAUGAAAGGUGCCUGUGGCCUUGAUGGGGACAAGGGCGAGAAGGGAGAGCCGGGGAUCCCGGGGCGCUCGGGGCUGCCGGGGAGGAAAGGCGAGCCGGGAGAGCUGGGUCUGUCGGGACCACCAGGCAUUCCCGGGAAGGAGGGGCUCAUGGGACCAAAGGGUGACCGGGGAUUCGAUGGGCAGCAGGGAGCCAAAGGAGACCAGGGGGAGAAAGGAGACCGGGGUGCUCCGGGCAUUAUCGGUGGCCCCGGUCCCCGGGGUAGUGACGGUGCUCCUGGCCCCCCUGGACCCCCAGGAAACGUUGGCCCACGAGGUCCUGAAGGCAUGCAGGGCCAGAAGGGGGAGAGAGGCCCCCCUGGACAGUCGGUGCCGGGGGCUCGCGGCGUGCCUGGCAUCCCUGGCGAGAGAGGAGAGCAGGGCAGUCCUGGCACGCAGGGGCUCCGUGGGGAGAAGGGGGAGCCGGCCAUGACGGAGGAGGAGAUCCGCGCCUUCGUCAGGCAGGAGAUGAACCAGCACUGUGCCUGCGGCGGACACUUCCCGCGGCGCCUGGAUUCACGUGAGCACUCAGGAGGCUGGGGGGUUCAGGCCAGGAGCAGCUUCCACUCUGCCCAGGGAGGAGGAAGAAGCGUCCGUCAGGAAAGGGAGCGUGGCCAAACAGGGCUCUUCCCCACCCAGUUCCCUGAAGUCCCUGUGCUCAAGUUGUCACACGCUGAGGAAGAGGAGGGGCAGGACAGGCGGGUGAUGCUCAACACCGAUGACCUCGAGUACGAGAACAUGUAUGGGGACGAGGAAGACUACGACGAUGUCCCGGAGAUGGACAGCUCGGAGCAGCCCACCAUGGGCGCCGAGCCCUGCAGCCUGCCGCUGGAUGAGGGGGACUGCCAGCGCUACACGCUGCGGUGGUACUACAACCAAAGAGUCACCGAGUGCCGGCCCUUCGUCUACAGCGGCUGCCGGGGCAACCUCAACCGCUUCGACAGCAAAGAGGAGUGUGAGCUGCACUGCGGCCAGCACCCAGGGCCAGAUGCCCGUGGCAUUGCUGGAGGCGAGGUGCAUGGGCAGCCGAAGGUGUAGGCGCGGGCAGUGUCUCGGCAGACAGGGCUGCCCGGCGGUGGGGGGCUCUGGCUGCCAGCCCGGCCGGGGCUGGACCGCCCGCGGUGGCAGGGACAGCAUGCCCGCCAGCCCCCGGCAGGAACUUGGUGCUAUUUCUAACACGUCUUAUUGCUGCUCACGGGUUUUUCCUUUCAUAUCAGUUUUAUGGCCCGUUAAGGUGAAAUUUGUAUCAAAUGGGAAACCAUCCUCCCCCGCCACAAAGCUCUCGACCCCCGUUCCCACCCCCAGGUUUCCUGGGCUGUUCCCGGUUUGAUUUUAACUUAUUUGCUGCCAAUGGAACGGCACCUGGCCCCAUGCCCCCUCUCCAGCUGCCCAGGAGUGGAGCUGGGACUUGGCGUGGUUGGGCUCCCCUCCUGUCAUCUAACGCCCUCAUCCCCUUCCCUGCAUCCCCCAUGGGUCCCCAAAACCUCUCCCUGCUCUCUGCCAGGGGAUGCUGCCCGCAUCCCUGGGCCGGGCGGUGCCUUCCUUCACAGCAUCCCUCACCCUGCAACCAGCUGCAUUUGAAUAAAUUUCACCUUAACCUCGAGCGGGACCUGGUUCCCCUUUUGCGGUGGUGAUGGUUUGGCAAAGACCUGCGGGAGGUGCCGGAGGUUUUCUCCGUGCGCUACCCUCCAGCUCGCACGCCUGCCAGCAGCCCGUCUGUCUAAUCCCAGCCCGUCGGGGAAACCCUGAGGAUGGUGCUAUGUUAGAGAAGGUUCCUGCUCGCCUACGCUCGCUCUCAAAGGCUUUGUGAAAGUGAUGUCGGCUCCCGGGGGUCUGCAGUCCCUGCCUCCCCCCAGCCCCAGGGCUGAGUGGGGACGUGCCCCCCACCGCCUUGGCACCCAGGGGGCUGG
This is a messenger RNA of Chroicocephalus ridibundus (black-headed gull), 10197 nucleotides long. It is a transcript of the gene COL7A1, whose product is annotated as collagen type VII alpha 1 chain. The record is from RefSeq and is a predicted model, not a curated record. NCBI's taxonomy places the organism in Eukaryota, Metazoa, Chordata, Aves, Charadriiformes, Laridae. Gene Ontology annotation, molecular function: extracellular matrix structural constituent conferring tensile strength; protein binding; serine-type endopeptidase inhibitor activity. Gene Ontology annotation, biological process: extracellular matrix organization.